AUGAAAGCUCUAAUCCACGUCACAGGCUCCCAGAGGGCAUUUGAACGGCUACACGACAAGCCCAUGCUCUUCCCCACGAUCUCACGCCUCACGACCGUCCAAGAGAUCGACGAGAUCAUCCUGGCCAUAGAUGAUUACGAAGACCAGACGGUGGAAAAUAUUCUUGUAGCAAUCCGACACCCGUCAACGAUCCAGAUCAGUUCCUUGUUUGCGAAAGAGUACAGCAACGGUGGAUGGCUAGCCGUGGCUAAGGAGCAGGGCAGAUUGACCAGUGAUGGUGAACCGUUCUUUCUGUUGAGGACCAACGUGAUCGUCGACUACCCAUUUAACGACAUGAUCGAAUUCCACAAGCAUCAUGGACAUGAAGCGACAAUGCUGAUUUCACAGGUGGACAAGGGCUUGGGAUUCAACUCAGUACUUGUGGACCGCAAUACAAGAAGAGUUGAGGAGUAUUUUAUUGGGCCAGGCCCAUUGGUGGGCCCAUUGAUAGACACACAGAUAUACCUCUUCAAUCCAUCUAUCCUGGAGAGAGACCUUUAUAAGCCCAUGAUCCUUGGGGCAAGCAUCCUUCCAGCCCUUGCUAGAGAAGGGAACCUCUAUUCCAUGCCUUUGAAGGGUCCCUACAUUGAUCUUAAAGAUGAUGGCUACAGACUAGGCUUGGAACGUUUUUUUAAGUACAUGAAUCCCAUGAUCCCUAAUGCCAUACGAAAUAACCCAGUUGUGGUCAUUUGUGGGAACGUCUGGAUCGACGCCACGUCUUCAGUGACGGGUGAUUGCCAAAUCGGCCCGGACGUGAUCAUCGGCCCGGAUUGGAAGAUUAACUGUUCAGAUGUCCAACAUAGCGUGCUGAUGAGAAAUGUAAGUGUCCUGCACUAUGGCUAUGUGGACGGGUGCAUCGUGGCAUCUGAUACGACUGUCGGCCCCAACACGGCUGUGUACCCGGUCUCUGUGAUAGAAGAUAGGGUCCAAUCGGAUGAAGCGACAGAUGAGGUGGUUCAGCCCCCCAGUGAGCCCUUUGGAACAUAA
Messenger RNA from Magnolia sinica, 1026 nucleotides. RefSeq names its product mannose-1-phosphate guanylyltransferase 1-like. Bases 1 to 1026 code for a protein of 341 amino acids. Gene Ontology annotation, cellular component: cytoplasm. Lineage: Eukaryota; Viridiplantae; Streptophyta; Magnoliopsida; Magnoliales; Magnoliaceae. The transcript has 3 exons. Gene Ontology annotation, biological process: biosynthetic process. The record is from RefSeq and is a predicted model, not a curated record. Gene Ontology annotation, molecular function: nucleotidyltransferase activity.